This is a messenger RNA of Sclerotinia trifoliorum, 2346 nucleotides long. Lineage: Eukaryota; Fungi; Ascomycota; Leotiomycetes; Helotiales; Sclerotiniaceae. The record is from the annotation of a GenBank genome assembly.
GCCUCUUUCUUCUCUCUUGCUAAAACCAUAAAUCUUAUAACCCAUAUACCGAACAAUGAAUAACUUACUUCAACCAAUCCACCACAUACAACUAAAUAGAUUCCACCGAAAAACUACUCUUCUACUAGAUUACGAGAUAUCCCCAGCGAACAACCACCUCCUUAUCUCUAGUCCGUCAUUCGUACCGUCCGAUCCACGCCCGCAAUAGCACAAAUACGGGAAAUCUUUCGUCUCUUGUUAAUCAAGAACAAUCUUUUAGAUUUUAUUGUUUAAAAGACAGAUUUUAUCCAUCCAACCACAUAUGCAAAGGCGUCAAGAAGAGAUGUCCUCGAUGACUCCCCACAAAGGGCAACGUCAAAUCCAAACCUCAGCCGCGGAGCUUGUAACAGCCUCGCCUCGAAACCCAGCUCAAAGCCCGCAUGACUUCAACAGCAAAGCAUACUCGGAGAAUAUGCACUCCUCGAUGACUCAUUCUGAUCAACCUACUACCCCUCCUCGAACUCCUCGAAGAGCCCAGCAGAAUCAGCCAGCGUCUCAAAGCAAACCAAACUCAGCCCUACCCGACAAUAGUUCAAGGAAGUCGACCAACAAGAAAAGAUCCAAAAAUGUGCAGACGUCUCCUGCUACAACAAGGAAUGACAGAACUACCCCGCCAUUGACUGGCGCUCAAUCUACCGGUGGUUCAACUGCUGCCAGACCUAUUCAAACACCAUUGGCAGCUCAGGCUUAUGCAGGGCCAACUUUCCACGCAUCCCCUGCCCCGUCGGCUCUGCCUAUGCCCAGUUUUUAUUCAAAGUCUGUCCCAGAAUCGCCAGCAAUCAGAGCUGGAAAUGCGAUCAAAGAGCCAGAUUCGUCGGCAGACGAAUCUUCACAAACCCCGUCUUCAGCACAAAUAUUUAGUGAUUUGUCACAUAGAGAGGAGUCACCCCUUGACCUUUUCUUCAAAGCAGAUAAACUGGAGAAGGCUGAAAAAAUUCGAGCCCGAAGUACAAACUCAAAUGCAACCGGUUCUGUUGGACCUUUCAAUCCCCCACUUGCUUCGCCUGGUGGUACGAGAACUCCACGGCAGCCUACCAGUCAAUACCGCAAUAAAAACAUGCCCACUUCUCGUGGUUCAGCAAGUAGUAUGUUUUCCAUGGAGCUAGACGGAUCUAAUAGUCCCGGAUUGCCGUUGGGGCCGGCAUUCUCCACUCCUUAUAACGAGAGGAUCAAAGCAGCACGGAAGACCUCGAGUCCUUUACAACCACACCAUCCCUCACCAAGCAACUCUCAGUCAUCAUUAGACAAAUCGGAGCAACUUAAAGCCUAUUUGUUUUCUGAGGAACCAUCUACCAACGGUAACCUUAGGCCUGCCUUAAGCUUAACAGCAAAUUCAGCAAUAUCCUAUCAAGGUGGACAAAGCUCUCCUGUUGGUCCCAGAAGUGCUGGAUUCCCCGGAAGGUCCCCGCAAAUGAACUACAAACUCAAAGGUGAUUCACGAAGCUCGGGCGAUAUCCCCAAAUCCUCUCGAUCUGGUCUUCGCCAAGAAGUCUCACCAACAAAAACCCCUACAAGAACGCCGGAUCGUGCGAAUUCAUAUGGGCCAUCUCAGAGUCUCUCUCAGAUCUAUGGAAAUAAGUUUGCGAUUGCCAAUAAUCCUAAUAAUGCUACUCAAGUCACGGAUUCUUCCCCUGUGCCACAAGGAUCUUCUAGUACCAUACCUGGAACUGGCAAUCCCGAUUAUCGAGGCAUGGAGAAUGAUUUAAGGCGAAUCCUGAAAUUGGACUCUCCUGGCUUUUCUGGAUCAGCAAGGUAGUCUUUUGCGCCAAUUAAGUUUCACUUCUCUUUUCAAAUGGCGUUCGGGUGAUGGCUUAUAUGUCAUCACAGGUAGGAUUACUAUAUUGGCGUUCUGGUUAUCAUGCACUUUUCCCUUCCUCCAGUGAGAGCGUUAUGGUUACGAGUUGGUGCAUGUGACUUUCAGGGUUUGUGACAUUUUUAUAGAGAUGAUGGCUUGGUAUACCCUUGUUAGUUCUCGCAAUGUUAGGGCUGGUUUGCCUUGUAUUAUUGGGGAGCGAUUUCGGAAAUGUUCUUACGAUUGAUGGUCAUACCUCAAAUCUCAUACUGCGACAAUUGUUUUGUUCAUUUCUUAAGGCAAGACUCGACUGCCUGGGCUACAGCAAUUGAAUUGGAUUACUGGGGGAGGAGAAAUGGUGUUGCCUAGCUGUGUGGGAGGAACCAGCAAUACUUAAAAUAAAAACAUAAAAAAAAUUCUCGGAUCUCAGAUUAUGUUUCUUGGUCACUGGAUUUUAUCGUCGCAGAUACUCUCAAGUAGCUUUUAGUUAGAGUUAUCAUUGGUAGCUAAACAGA